AUGUCUGCGUACCGUAUAUCCGUUCCAGAUGAGAAGCUCGUCACUCUGAAGAUCAAGCUCGGUCAGGCUGAGUUCCCCGACGAGCUCGAUGGCGCGGCUUGGGAAUAUGGCGCUCCAUUGAAGGAUAUCCAACGCCUCACAAAAUACUGGCGAAACGGCUUCGACUGGCGAGCCCAAGAAGCCAAACUAAACGAACUCCCCAACUACCACGCCCCCAUCAAAGUCGAAGGCUUCGGCGAAUUAGACAUCCACUACCUGCACCAGCCCUCUGAGAAUGCCGACGCCAUCCCCUUGCUCUUCGUCCACGGCUGGCCAGGCUCCUACAUCGAAGUCACAAAGAUCCUCCCAUUACUUCGUCAAUCCAACCAAGGCGUUUCCUUCCACGUCGUAGCGCCUAGCCUGCCACACUUCGGCUGGUCUGAGGGCGCGAAGAAGACAGGGUUUGGGUUGGCGCAGUAUGCGGAGGUUUGUGAUCAGUUGAUGCAAUCUCUUGGGUACAAGACGUAUGUAACCCAAGGUGGCGAUUGGGGGUUCUACAUUACCAGAGCUAUUGGAUUGCGGUACCCUCAGAGAUGUCUCGCUUCGCACAUCAAUAUGAUCCGGGCUUUCAAGCCGACGUUUGGCAAGCAUCCGUUGCUGGCGCUGGAGCAUGCGCUGUUGCCGUACUCCGAAGUUGACAAGAAGGGGUUCGAGAGAACCGCCUGGUUCCAAAACGAAGGCAGCGGCUACCGCACCCUUCAAAGCACCAAGCCACAAACCAUCGGCUACGCGCUACAUGACAGCCCAGUCGCGCUGCUGGCAUGGAUAUACGAGAAGCUUCACGACUGGACAGAUAGCUAUGCAUGGACUGACGAUGAGAUUCUGACUUGGAUCAGCAUCUACUACUUCUCCACCGCGGGCCCCGCCGCCAGCGUGCGUAUCUACUACGAAGCAAUCCACACCAACGCUGGCGGCAUCACGCGAGAUCGCACGCAAGAAUGGAUCCCCAAGGUCAAGCUCGGUCUUUGCCACUCGCCAAAGGAGCUCGGUAUAGUUCCCUCGACAUGGGCACGAACUCUCGGCCCGGUCGUCUACGAAACCCGCAAGGCUCACGGCGGACACUUCGCUGCAUGGGAGAUUCCAGAGGAAAUCGUGAAGGAUCUGCGAGCCAUGUUCGGAAAGCAGGGCAAAUGCUACCGUAUCACGGGACCGCAGUCGAAGCUGUAA
Messenger RNA from Zasmidium cellare ATCC 36951, 1206 nucleotides. RefSeq lists its product as uncharacterized. Gene Ontology annotation, biological process: epoxide metabolic process. The transcript has 6 exons. Gene Ontology annotation, molecular function: epoxide hydrolase activity. The coding region runs from base 1 to 1206 and encodes 401 amino acids. The record is from RefSeq and is a predicted model, not a curated record. NCBI's taxonomy places the organism in Eukaryota, Fungi, Ascomycota, Dothideomycetes, Mycosphaerellales, Mycosphaerellaceae.